AGUCUGUAGCCGCCCUCUGCCACAGUUGCACGCGACCGCGAGUGCACCAGUGCCCUCUCUAAUCAUACCCGACCUUCAAUUCGAAAGAACGAGACGACUAUAUCCAGGUGGUCCACUGGAGAAUGUGAAGUGUUGUACUCACUAGCUGCUCAUGCGUCGCCAGCAAUGGUCAUGGUGUUCACGAGAUAGUGUCAGGUGGUGACUGUGGGAGCGCGUGUAGCGGCGGCAUGCGCGUGCUGGUCGCAGCGCUCACCGCGCUGCUGGCGCGUACGCUAGCCAGCCCCCACGAGCACCGCGCGAGGCAUCAUGCGCCCGAACACGCUUCGCAUUUCCCUGUUCCUGCGCCGCCCCAACCCUACCGCGGACACGGCGAGGCCGUUAGAUAUAACCCAGAACUCGAUACCAUUCUCCCGCGCCUCGACGAGCACGAAACUUCCUCGAAACGCGCCAAAUUCGAAGACGCUGAAUCAUCAUCUAAACGAGCUAAUGAAGAAAGGUUCUAUUCCAAUCAUGAACGAAUUGAGGAACUCAUGGCCGACGAACCUCAACUUGGCCCUGAGGCAGAGGACCCAUUAGUAGUUCGAACGAGAAAAGGACGGGUCAAGGGAAUUACGCUUACUGCAGCGACUGGGAAACAAGUCGAUGCAUGGUUCGGUAUUCCAUAUGCUCAGAAACCUCUUGGAGAUUUGAGAUUUAGACACCCAAGACCAGUAGAAAACUGGGGUGAUGAAAUCCUUAAUACAACGACACUGCCACACUCGUGCGUCCAAAUCAUAGAUACAGUGUUUGGAGAUUUUCCAGGCGCAAUGAUGUGGAAUCCUAAUACUGAUAUGCAGGAAGACUGCUUGUACAUAAAUAUUGUCGCUCCAAAACCACGUCCAAAGAAUGCAGCUGUCAUGUUAUGGGUAUUUGGUGGUGGAUUCUAUUCGGGAACAGCGACUUUGGAUGUAUAUGACCCUAAAAUCCUUGUGUCAGAAGAAAAUAUAGUAUAUGUCUCGAUGCAGUAUCGAGUUGCAUCGUUAGGUUUCCUAUUUUUUGAUACCCCAGAUGUCCCUGGAAAUGCUGGAUUGUUUGAUCAGUUAAUGGCCUUACAAUGGGUAAAAGACAAUAUCGGUUAUUUUGGUGGGAACCCCCAUAACAUAACUCUAUUCGGUGAAUCUGCUGGUGCUGUAUCAGUAUCUUUACAUUUGUUAUCGCCUCUUUCGAGAAAUUUAUUCUCUCAGGCUAUAAUGCAGUCUGGAGCAGCUACAGCUCCGUGGGCUAUAAUUUCUAGGGAGGAAAGUAUUUUACGAGGUAUGCGUUUAGCGGAAGCUGUUCGGUGUCCGAAUUCCAGGUCAGAUAUGGGACCUAUGAUAGAAUGUUUAAGGAAAAAGAGUGCUGAUGAAUUAGUAAACAAUGAAUGGGGAACUCUAGGAAUCUGUGAAUUCCCAUUUGUUCCGAUCAUCGAUGGAUCAUUCCUGGAUGAAAUGCCUCGAAAGUCUUUAGCUCAUCAAAACUUUAAAAAAACUAAUAUUCUUAUGGGUUCUAAUACAGAAGAGGGUUAUUACUUCAUUCUGUACUAUUUGACUGAACUAUUCCCAAAAGAGGAAAACGUUGGAAUAUCACGAGAUGAUUAUCUCCAAGCGGUUAGAGAACUAAAUCCGUACGUCAAUGAUGUAUCGAGACAAGCUAUAGUAUUCGAAUAUACUGAUUGGCUAAAUCCUGAUGAUCCCGUGAAAAAUAGAAAUGCCUUAGACAAAAUGGUUGGUGAUUAUCAUUUUACUUGUGGUGUCAAUGAGUUUGCCCACAGAUAUGCAGAAACCGGUAACAACGUGUACACUUAUUACUAUAAACACCGUAGUAAGAAUAAUCCUUGGCCGUCCUGGACCGGUGUGAUGCAUGCAGAUGAAAUUAACUACGUAUUCGGCGAGCCACUUAAUCCUGGAAAAAAUUAUUCUCCGGAAGAAGUUGAAUUUAGUAAACGUUUAAUGAGAUACUGGGCUAACUUUGCUCGAUCUGGGAAUCCAUCAAUGAAUGCUGAUGGUCAGAUGACAAAAGUCCACUGGCCAGUCCACACUGCAUUUGGUAGAGAAUACCUUUCUCUGGCUGUCAAUUCAAGUGCUGUUGGUCAUGGUUUACGAGUCAAGCAGUGCGCUUUCUGGCAAAAGUAUUUGCCCCAACUUAUGGCUGCUACUAAUAAACCAGAGUCGCCGAAAAAUUGUACCAACAUAGCAUUUUCUUCGCGGCCAUCGUUUUACCCGCUCGGCUUGAGUCUUAUUUCACUGACAAGCUUAAAUUUAAUAUUAUUGGAAUAUAAAUGAAUGAAUGAUUUGUGUUAUGGAAAACUUGAGCUUUUUGGCAUUUGUUUGUUCGUCUUGCUUUUUAGGAAAGUCAGUGUUCAUUAUUGAAUGUAUCUAAUAUUAUGUGAAGGAUUUAUAUUUAGAAGGUCCACUGUGUGUGUAUGAUAAGUAGAUGAAAUGUGAAAGUUAUUUAAAAUAUAUGCAUAAUGAAGAUUUCUUCUCAA
Messenger RNA from Melitaea cinxia (Glanville fritillary), 2503 nucleotides. RefSeq names its product acetylcholinesterase-like (gene ace1). Gene Ontology annotation, cellular component: plasma membrane. Gene Ontology annotation, molecular function: acetylcholinesterase activity. Lineage: Eukaryota; Metazoa; Arthropoda; Insecta; Lepidoptera; Nymphalidae. The transcript is spliced from 5 exons. Bases 228 to 2300 code for a protein of 690 amino acids. The record is from RefSeq and is a predicted model, not a curated record. Gene Ontology annotation, biological process: choline metabolic process; acetylcholine catabolic process.